Molecule: messenger RNA, 399 nt
Organism: Closterium sp. NIES-65
Lineage: Eukaryota; Viridiplantae; Streptophyta; Zygnematophyceae; Desmidiales; Closteriaceae
Source: the annotation of a GenBank genome assembly
AUGGGCGGCCCCAUCGCCUACCUUCGCGGCCCCGUCGCCGCCUCUAGCGGCCCCGUCACCGCCCUUCGCGGCCCCGUCGCCGCCCCUAGCGGCCCCGUCGCCGCCCUUCGCGGCCCCGUCGCCGCCCCUAUCGGCCCCGUCGCCGCCCUUCGCGGCCCUGUCCCCGCCCCUAGCGGCCCCGUCGCCGCCCUUCAUGGCCCCUCGCGACCUCUUCUCGGCCCCGUCGCUGCCCUUCGUGGCCCCGACGCCAACCUUCCCGGCCCCUCCUCGGCUCCCCGCCACCAGCAGCAGCCGCCGCCAGCAGGAGCCGCCUGCGCCGCCAGCAGCAGCCGACAACAGCGGCGGCCACCACCAGCAGCAGCCUUCGCCGCCGACAGCAGCGACUACCGCCGCCACUAA